AUGGCAGAUGCCAUUGUUGGUCCGCUGCUGAGCAAGCUGCAGGCGGUAGCAGUGACAGAGGGGAAGGCCCUAGCUGCCGUGGGCAAUGAGAUUGAUCGCCUCCGCGACAAGCUCAUGUGGCUGCAUGCGCUAGUGCACGAGACUGACCUCCGCAGCAGGUCAGACAGCAACCAGCAAAUCCGUGUGCUCGCAUACCAGGUGCGCGAGGUCGCCUUUGUAGCCGAGGACGCCAUCGACAAUUUCUUCCUGCAGGCCGACCUCUCCCGCUUCGGUCACAACUGGCGUCAGGCGGCCGCCAUGUUCUUCUCUAACUUCGGCACACAGAUCCGCGUCCGGUACAUCCUCUCCCGACAGAUCAAGUCCAUGAACGCGCGGCUAGAGGAUAUUGUCGACAACAGUGCGAAAUAUCGCAGCGACAAUGGAAGUACAAAUGCGAUCACAUGGAGGGCGUCGCGUGCCAUCCCUCCGGUCCGCCAAAACUGGGACCACACAGACUUGGAGGAGAACCAACAGGCUGUGCCAAUACGCAAGGACGAAGAAAAGGAAUUGCAUGACCUCCUCCUUGUCACAAAUGAAAGCCGUGUGAUUUAUGUGGUUGGAGAGAGUGGUAUCGGGAAAAGGUAUCUGGCAGAGAAAGCAUACAAAAAUGAAACCAUUAAGAAGAAUUUUGAGGUACGUAUGUGGGUGAGCUUUCCACAAGACACCAGUAACAUCACUGAUCAAGUAGAAAGAAAGCUGGAAGAUGAGUGCUCCAAGCUACAACCUAGCGGGAAGAAUAUAGACCAAGUGAAGUACUUGGUUGUGGUAGAUUGCCAAAUGAGCAGCACCAUACUCGAGGCACAGAAUUGGCUCAAGGCCGGCAGAGAAGGUAGCAAGAUUGUGCUGACAGCGACGUCCAGUCCCUGUGCUGAUGACAUCGUUGAGCUUCGUUGUCUACCCAAAGAUACGAGCGAGAAGUUGUUCAACAGGAUCCUGGGCCUCCGGGGGCGCCGGAUGAGUAAUUACAAGACAGAAAGGAUGGAUACGAUCCGUAAAGACAUUGAAAAGAUAACCAAGGGACUACCACUGGCGGUGGUUCUUCUUGCCAAGCUCAUGAGGACAAUGGACUACAGCAAGUGGGAGGCAGCAUCGACGUACCUCAAGGAGAACAACCAAGACGACCUGCUCAUGACCAUAGUGUCCAUGAGCAUCGAUGACCUCCCCAACGAACACAGGUCGUGCUUGCUCUACACGGCAGGCUUCCCGGCCCGGAGCGCAGCACGAUCGAUGCUGGCCAACUAG
This is a messenger RNA of Triticum turgidum subsp. durum (durum wheat), 1281 nucleotides long. The record is from the annotation of a GenBank genome assembly. NCBI's taxonomy places the organism in Eukaryota, Viridiplantae, Streptophyta, Magnoliopsida, Poales, Poaceae.